AUGGCCCACAGCACACUGCAAAAGACACCCAAGAGUUUCUCAAGUGAAGAAGCUCCUCCUCCACCUGUUGUCUACUCCCGCUACACAGACGACACCAUCCGAUAUUUAGCCAAGAGGUUAAAAGAACGCACAGAGAUACUCAAAGAGAAGGCCAUAGACCCUUACGCCACAUCUCCAGAAGUCACACCACCUGUCACACCUAUUCUGAGAAAGGAUGACUACAUCCGACUGAAAGAAGAGGAGCGCGUAGCCAAGGAAGAAGCGGAAAAGAAGAAGGCGGAAGAAGCGGCCAAAAAGGCAGAAGAGAAGAAGAAAAAAGAUGAGGAGAAAAGGUUGGAGGCCGAGAAGAAAGCCGAGGAGGAGCGACUGGCAGAGGAGGCCAAGAGGAAAGAAAGGAUCCUCCCAGAAAUCAGCUGCUCCUGCUUUGACGUCCUCUUCCAUCCAGUGGAGGAAAAAAUGGAUGUCUUCUUGGGGACCACCAUUGAUCCUUUCACAGAUCGUCGGUACAUUUCCUGGUUGAGCUUCGUGGCAUUGGCGUACAAUUACAACGUCUGGUUUUGCUCAGCCAGGCUGGCUUUCCCUUACCACGGUGAAACUGCCAACCGCUACUGGAUAUUCCUCGACAUUCUUAGCGACAUUGUAAAUGUAAUAGACAUCGUUGUUUGGCAGCCUCGCCUUCAGUUUGUCAAAGCUGGAGACAUCAUUAAAGACAGAGCUUUGACUAAGGUGCAUUAUCGAAAAUCACAACGAUUUAAGACUGAUAUAAUCAGCAUCCUCCCCUUCGACCUUCUCUGCCUGUACUUUGAGUUCUCCUCGUUAUACCGACUGAACCGCUUCAUCAGGAUUGAUUCCUUCUUUGAGUUCAGUGAUCGACUUGAGAGUGUCAUGGCCAAAGCUUACAUCUGGAGAGUUGCCCGCACCACAGGCUACCUGCUCUACAUGCUUCACCUCAACGCCUGUGCUUACUACGUUGCCUCAGUGCACCAGGGUCUUGCCACAACUACAUGGGUGUAUGAUGGGAAUGGCACAGCGUACCUGCGUUGCUACUACUUUGCAGUUCGCAGUCUCAUCAACAUCGGGGGUUUACCGGAACCUGUAACCACCUUCGAGAUUUCCUUUCAGAUGGCUAACUUCUUUAUUGGUGUCUUUGUGUUCUCGAGUUUGAUCGGACAGAUGAGAGAUGUCAUAGGAGCAGCUACAGCAGCUCAGACAUACUUCCGGGCGUCAAUGGACGGAUGUGUUGCCUAUAUGAACACCUAUACGAUCCCCAAGCUAGUCCAGAACAGAGUCCGCACCUGGUACAACUACACCUGGGCAGCUCAGGGAAUGCUGGAUGAGUCCGAGCUCCUGGACAAGAUGCCUCUGGUGAUGAGAAUUGCCAUUGCUGUGGAUGUCAACCUUGCCACAUUCCAGAAGAUUGCAUUGUUCCAGGGCUGUGACCAGCAGAUGUUAGUGGACAUGUUACUGCGGCUCAAGUCAAUCAUUUAUCUACCCGGAGACUUUGUUGUGAAGAAGGGUGACAUCGGUAAAGAGAUGUACAUCAUCAAAAGCGGGGCGGUGCAGGUGGUGGGAGGACCCAACAACAGCAUCGUGUUUGUGACGCUGAAGGCCGGCUCUGUGUUUGGGGAAAUCAGUUUACUACAGUCGGCUAAAGAUGGAGGAAACAGGCGCACCGCCAAUGUAAAAGCUCACGGCUUCGCAAACCUUUUUGUGCUGGAGAAGAAAGACCUGUUUGAUAUCCUCGUCCACUACCCGGAGUCUGAGAAGGUGCUGGCCAGGAAGGGCAGGAAACUAAUCAAAGCCAAAGGAGCUGUACCUGCUAAAGGUAAUGAGGAGAAGCAGAAAGGACUGGCUCUGUUUGGACCAAAGCCACCAACACCCAAGCUACUCAGAGCCUUUGCCAAUUUGAAAAAACUCAAGAAAAUGGAAGAGGAGACGAAAUAG
Oreochromis niloticus (Nile tilapia) is the source of this 1944-nucleotide messenger RNA. RefSeq names its product cyclic nucleotide gated channel subunit beta 3, tandem duplicate 1 (gene cngb3.1). The coding region runs from base 1 to 1944 and encodes 647 amino acids. Lineage: Eukaryota; Metazoa; Chordata; Actinopteri; Cichliformes; Cichlidae. Gene Ontology annotation, molecular function: intracellularly cGMP-activated cation channel activity; protein-containing complex binding; intracellularly cAMP-activated cation channel activity. Gene Ontology annotation, cellular component: intracellular cyclic nucleotide activated cation channel complex; photoreceptor outer segment; plasma membrane. The record is from RefSeq and is a predicted model, not a curated record. The transcript is spliced from 16 exons. Gene Ontology annotation, biological process: monoatomic cation transmembrane transport.